AUGGGUACCUGUUUCAAGUGCAGAAAUUCUUGUGUUUACGUGGAUGUUACCAAGGAUAAAUCCAUUAAAGACCUCUUCGGUGGACCCUGUGACUUUUGCAGAAACAUUUUCUGCAAGGAUUGCUCAAAACUUACGUCCAGCGAAAUUAGGGCGCUAAUGACACAAUCGCGUGUAAUUGUUUUUUUCUACCAAGACUGCAUGGCCAACAUUAAACAGAUAGGCAACAUUCAAAAGGACUCUGAAGAUAUAAAACUAAAAUUUAGUGCCCUACAGCAGAAUGUUUCCAACAUGAAGGAAGAUAUUCAAAAUCUUCAGUCACAAGUGACCUCGGCGCCUAAAUCCUACGCACAAGCACUAGCUAGCACCACUAGCACUUUGCAGAAGGAUAUUUCUGAUAUUAAAAACUCAGCAGAGUUUAUUUCGCAGUGUUAUGAAGAUCAGAAAACAGAACUAGUUAAGGCCACUGAAACAUUAAAGAAAUAUGACACCGAGAAUAGUGCCCUAAAACAAAAUAUUAAAAUGCUUGAAACCAAAAUGUUUUUCUCUGAACAAAAAGAAAAGGAAAACAAAGUAAUAAUUUCUGGUCUGAAACAAGUAAGCACUGCAAAUAUCUCUGAAACAGUUAAAACUGUCUUUAGACGAUUAAGUUUAGAAUCACUCCAAUAUAAACAAUGCUACAAACUGAAUAACAAAGACAAUUCUCCAAUCCUAGUGGAGCUAAACAACAAGCAGGAUAGAGCAUGCCUAUUCAAAAAACGCAAAGAUAUAGGCAAAAUCUCAGCCGAGUCUUGUGGACUACAUGGCGGCACAAUAUACUUCAAUGAGGACCUUACAAUGGAGAACCAAAAAUUAUUUAAACUUGCCCGAGAUGCCAGAAAACAAAAACUUAUUGGAGCCACCUACACAUAUCUGGGCUUGGUGUAUGUGAAAAAGGAUGCCAACUCGCCUGCUGUCAAGAUAUUAAGCGAGGACAACCUCAAAGAGCUGUACUAA
Messenger RNA from Ceutorhynchus assimilis (cabbage seed weevil), 993 nucleotides. The record is from the annotation of a GenBank genome assembly. Lineage: Eukaryota; Metazoa; Arthropoda; Insecta; Coleoptera; Curculionidae.